AUGCGGGCUGCAGCAGCAGCAGAGCUGCGCACUCUGCCGACGUCCGUACAGCAGGCGGACUGGAGCGACAAUGGUUGGGAAGUCGCCUCUGGAGAAGUUGUAUUGCCCAUUAUUUCCAGGAUCCUCCCACAGAAACGAAAUGUGUCGGUUGGGGGUCUCAGCGUCAGUGCUGUGGCCCUCGCAGCCCUCCCACAGAAACGAAAUGUGUCGGUUGGGGGUCUCAGCGUCAGUGCUGUGGCCCUCGCAGCCGUUGCUUCUGUUACAGCAGUGUACUUAGUGCUCCGGUGCGCUGUGUAUUUAGCGAACGCCAGCAAGAGCAGAGUGGCACUGAGACUUUUGUCGAGUGCAGAGAAGACUACGGAUAAAGGGGCGGGAGAGCCCUGCAGGGCUUCGGGGAAGAAACGCCCUACUGCAGCGGCUACUGUUUCUGCGAGCGAGGAGGCCGGAGCUCUUGGUGAACAAGAUUUGUUGAAGCGGGCUCAGCGUUAUAUCACUGAGCUAAAGCAAUUUAUAAAGAACAGCGAGCCUUUGGUGCGGGAGUUAAGCCCCGGUCGUAUGGCCAAGUACACAAUAUCGCUUUUGUGUUUGUCUCUGGUGGAGAUCUCAGCCCUGUACUCUAUGUUGGAACGUGACGAAAGGGCCGGAAUCGUCCCCGAAGUAUCUAAGAUUUACAACGAAAUAUGGGCAUACCGCAGGAGCCUUGGCAGAGAGCACACUACCAAAUCCCGGGAACGUCAUUUCAAAUAUCUCCACCUACUCCUCGGCAAGCUCAAAGACGCCAAGCCCGUUGAAACGGCCCUCGCGAAGAAACAGCGAUUGUUGAGACUUAACGAGUUGCUGCAAUUGCAGGAGGUGGCUUUGGGGCAGCUCAAUACCGGGCUCGUUCUGUUGAGGGAGUCUCUUGAAGGCUCUAAUGAUCCAGAGGACAUCGACAAAGCUGCUAAUGUAGCUGGUGAAGGCACUCCUUCAGCUGCAGAAAGAACGGCUGCAGCUGCUGGAGAUCCUGGUGUAGCUGAUGUUGCCGAAGAUGAUAGAAGUGAUGAAAUUGUUAGAGAUAUUCAAACAACCGUGCACGAGCGUAGGCGACAAGUUCUUAGCGACCCGCUAUUGAGUUCUUGGCUGAGGGAGGUGCACACACCAGACUUCCAUUACGGCAUUAUCAGAAGUAAAUGCCUUGAAGAGAUAGCCCAACAGCCUCCGAAAAGCCAUCAGGAACUCCUAGAAGACCUGCGCAAAACACCGCUGGGAUCGGCAGACGGUCACUGGAGCAUUAAUAUCAAGGAGAGCGACGAAGAACAGGGAACAAAGUCCCCUUCUGAAACGGAUGUGCCUUUCACAAGAGACGAUAUAUCUCCUCCUGAGAGCCAAAGCCGCGCUCCUCGCGCCUUACGCACGCUGGAUACCAUUGGCCAAGGAUCACGGAAAGGGGCUGGGCCCAAUGUUAUUUCCGCGUCUCCCAGCACGCCUACUGCUGCUGCUGCUGCUGCUGCAGCUGCUGCUGCUGUUCCUACAGGUCCUGCCCCCAAGGGAAAAUACGCAAAUUUACGGGCUCAAAGGCAGCACAAGAUAGUACAUUCUCGUGCUGCGCCGAAUAUUCGUUGGCAGGUUUCGCAGCCUGGUGGUGCAGGGCGUCCCCGAUUUUCUGCAACGUCGGCUGCUCCCCACCCUGCUGCGCUCCCCUCAGCUCGCCGUCACGUUCCUCACGCCGAAUGGCCCACCAACGUGUCGGCAGUCACUUCUGUCCGGCGAUCUCCCUCCCCUUCUUCGCCUCCUGAAGCCUUACCCAAACCUCCGCGCGAUUCCUUCAAUGCAGCUAUAUCUGCUGCUGCUGCUUACGCCAUUGAAGCCUUCACUCUGCGGACGCCGGGCGCUGCUGCCAAACCGUCGGGUAUUUCUCCUGGUUUUGGUGCAUCGCCGGUUUCAGUACCAGAACAUGGGUCCUGGCCUGCCGCUGCAGCCUCAUAUUUGUCGCCAGCAGCAUCCGCCCCGCAGCAAGCUGGCUUUGACAGCGUCCCACGCGCAUCUGGACCCCGUCAUCGGGCUUAUUCUCCAUCUUCCUUUCACCUGGAUGCGCCUUCAAGUUCUGGCUGUCGCCGUGGUGCUGCUGUUGGAACCCGGCCAUUGCAGAGAAGAUUCGCAAAUGAAGGCGCUCCUCCAGGAACAGGAAAAUUGGUGUCGACGCCUUCGGCUUCGCGGUGGCAUCUUCCUACAUCGCAGCCUUUGUCUCCCUCUCCUUGGCUACCGGCGGAAUAUCGUUUGGCUUCAGGAACUGCCGGCCAAGAAAGUUCUCAAGAAAAUGACACUUGGCCGUUUACGUCCAGAGUAUGGGGACCGCUUGGAACAGCUCCCCCAGUGACCGGUGUGGGUUACUUUCCCACUGAAGGACCAGACGAACCAAGUCACCCAGAAGCUUCUUCAGAACAUGCGCAACUUGCAAAACGCCUGGAGGCGACACCUGACCAACAACUAGGCGAGGCAACGCCCCCUUGGCAUCCACUAGGCAGCACCGAUCCCCGAAACUGA
Eimeria mitis is the source of this 2523-nucleotide messenger RNA. RefSeq lists its product as uncharacterized. The record is from RefSeq and is a predicted model, not a curated record. Lineage: Eukaryota; Apicomplexa; Conoidasida; Eucoccidiorida; Eimeriidae.